Messenger RNA from Ruditapes philippinarum (Manila clam), 1101 nucleotides. Its product is annotated as heat shock 70 kDa protein 12A-like. NCBI's taxonomy places the organism in Eukaryota, Metazoa, Mollusca, Bivalvia, Venerida, Veneridae. The coding region runs from base 1 to 1101 and encodes 366 amino acids. The record is from RefSeq and is a predicted model, not a curated record. The transcript is spliced from 2 exons.
AUGUUUUCUUUCUUUUUGAAUAUUAAAGGAGGGACAAUAGACAUCACUGUUCAUGAAGUAUUGAGAAACAGGAAUCUUAAAGAACUUCACAAAGCAAGUGGUGGAGCAUGGGGUGGGACUAAGGUUGAUGAAGCUUUCAAAGCCUUCCUGUCAGAGAUAAUAGGUCAGAAAGGGGUAGAAAAAUUCAAAAAAGAUUGCAAGGAAGAUUACAUAGACCUGUUUCGAGAUUUUGAAACCAAAAAGAGAGAUAUAGCUCCAAGAAAGACUGAAAAAAUCACUUUGAAGAUUCCAAUUACACUUGUUGAAAAAGCAAACGAAACAAGUGGUAGAACUAUGGAAGAGUGUAUUGCAAGUUCAAUGUAUAGAGAAAAAUUAGUCCUAUUUAAAGACAAAAUUAGGAUAGAAGCUGAUGUUAUGAAAGGUUUCUUCGACAUUCCACUUCGGAGUAUACUCAAUCAUGUGCAAACACUUCUGGCAGAACCAAAAGUUAAAGAUUGCUCGGCAAUUGUUAUGGUUGGUGGGUUUUCUGAGUCUCCAAUGCUGCAGGAACAUAUUCAAGAUCACAUUCCAGACAUGAAAAUCAUCAUUCCAGACGAGGCUGGGUUAGCUGUUUUAAAAGGAGCUGUUAUAUUUGGUCACAACCCGACAACUAUUGCUGAGAGAGUUUGUAAAUUUACUUACGGCGAAAAAAUGUCUCAUCUGACCACGAAUGACUGCACUCAUCCGAAAUUACACACAGAAAUUGACGAUAACGGCGAGAUGAGAUGCUUUGAUAAUUUUAGGAUUCAUGUUAAGAUAGGUCAGUCUGUUAAACUUGGUGAAGAGCAAGAAGAACUACUUUCAUCACCUAUUUAUGACACUCAAACAGCAAUUGAUAAGCAGAUAUAUAUUUCUACUAACCCAAAUCCUGUUUUUGUCACUGAUCAAGGUUGCAGCAAAAUUGGUUCGUUCAGCGUUCCAAUUCCCGACACGUCAUUAGGCAAAUUAAGAGAAUUUGGAACAACAUUUCUUUUUGGAGGUACAGAGAUUGAAGUAAAAGUUGUUGACAAAGCAACUGAUGAAGUAACAACAAAAUCUGUUGAUUUUCUUGGUGGAAUUUGA